CAAUAUCAAUAUAUCAUAUUUUCUCCCGUGCCUUCUCACAGCUACAUCCCCUUCUGCACCUCUCCCUUGACCCAUGUGUCUGGUAACAGGUAAAUCCCGAAGGCUGUUCCAGUCCCUUUCGGAAGAGGUGACAACUAUCUACUAACGCUUCCUUGUCCCAUGUGGUAGGAUUUCACCCCAAAUACCCUGAUGCUCGGGCAGCUCUACACCAUCUCUCUCUUUCACAUUUACUAACUAGUAUCGUAUAUAGAGUGCUGUAUUUAUCACCAAAUGAAAAACUACAGAGUGCUGUCACCCUAGGCUCAAGAACUAUCUAUUGUAUCCUAAAGUUGUUUCAGAACUUUUACUUACCUGAACUGUCAAUGGCGUGGAUGAUAAAUCAAAUAACGUAAAUUAGUGUCCUCUGUGGCCAACUUCCUCGUGUUGCAAAGUAACUACCUUGCUAUCAGUAAUGCUAAGAGAAUGUAAAUAUGAGAGUGCACUUUUAGUUAUUUCAAAAUAGCUAUGAUGUUUUCUAUUGCUGUUGGAUUAGUUUGUCGAGCAAUUUUUCUUUGUGUUUGGUUUCCUUAUGCACAUUAGCAUAAUUAACUAUUUUACUGUUGUGUAAAUAAAGCAGCUAUUGGUCAGACAGCUAGAGUGCUUGAAGGAAAGCCAAUUGCAAACAAUAUAAACUCUCGGAUAUCAGCUGAAAUAUGUGAAAUGAAGAGUACGAUUGGAAAGACUCCAGGUUUAGGGGUCAUCCUUGUUGGUGGAAGGAGGGAUUCUCAAUCUUUUGUACAUAUUAAGAUGAAAGCUUGCAUGAAAGUUGGGAUAGCACCAUUCACGGUGGAACUUCCUGAGGAUUGCACUGAAGCUGAAUUAUUUGAUGCAGUUUCAAGUUUUAAUGAGAAUCCAUUAAUACAUGGCGUAGUUGUGCAGCUGCCUCUACCAAAACACUUGGAUGAAGAAAAGAUUAUAAGCUAUGUGAGUCCCGAGAAAGAUGUGGAUGGCUUUCAUCCCACCAAUGUUGGUAAUCUUGCCAUGCGGGGAAGGGAGCCCUCAUUCAUCCCUUGUGCUUCAAAGGGUUGCAUAGAGUUGCUGCUCUGGAAUGAUGUGGAAAUCAAAGGUAAAAAUGUAGUGGUAGUCGGGAGGAGCAAGCUUGUGGGGUUGCCCACUUCCUUGCUAAUGCAGAGGCACCAUGCAACAGUCACUACUGUGCACGCAUUCACCGGGAACCCAGAGCAUGUAACCUGUGGGGCUGACAUUUUGGUUUCGGAUAUUGGAGUUCCAAACAUGAUUCGAGGGCACUGGCUGAAACCAGGGGUUGUUGUUGUUGAUAUGGGUGCAAAUUCAGUUGAGGAUACUGGCAGUUUGCAGGGCCAUCGUCUGAUUGGAGAUGUUUGCUAUGAGGAAGCGAUAGUGAAGGCCUCAGCUAUUACCUCUGUUCCUGGAGGUGUUGGACCCAUUACAAUCUCUAUGCUCCUCUCCAACACUGUUGAUGCUGCUAAGCGUACUUACAGGAACACAUGAUAAUUGGUUGCUUUUGAUUUUAAUCUACCAACAUUGAGGACACCUACAUUGUUGUCCAGCAGGGAGACUCAUAAGGUAUGGAUCCUAACCAUAGUCAUGUUCUGCAUUUCACUUCCCAGAAAUUCUUAAUUUCGCACUCUUGCGACCGCUAACGAAACAUUAUUUCUUCUUCCCUUUGCAUUCUCGGAAGCAGAGGAACUGAGUAGGGGCAUCAUAAGAUCCUAAGUUGUUUUUUACGGAUGCUUUGAUGCACUUCCUAGAUUUCUGUUUCAGGUCUUGGGAGAUUUAUGGAAACAUUACCUGACAUGUGUUUGAUGGGGAUAAGUAAAAUAAGAGACCUGAAAUAAUGUAUCAACCUUUCUAAACUCUGUAUCGACCUGCUUUUUUUUUUUUUUUUUUUUUUUUUUUUUUUUUUUUUUUUUUUUUUUUUUUUUUUUUUUUUUGUUGUUGUUGUGAAUUAUUCCAGCAGCUUUAAGGUUUAACCCCGCGAAUCCUACAACUCAGAUGAGAUCACGAGUAUAAUUAAUUAUCUCGUGUAAAUGGAUGUAUCUUAGGAAACAUUCUUGGGGUAGUUUUCUUUUGAGUGUAAUCUAGGCCAUCAAGCAAAACUUAUUAAUUGAUUGAGUUUGUCCAGAUUUUACAUAUUGUCUCUUCUACUAAGUAUAGCCACAAGUUCUUUUUUCUUUUUGUUUUUUUGACGAUGAUGUAUGGGCCUAUUUAUGCGCACCUUGACUAUUCCAAUGCGUACUUGCUAACUAUCUUCAGCAUUGGUACGUGUAAGUCUGCCCAUCAAGGCUUAGACAGAUGAGAAGAAAUCACCUUGCUGGGAUUUGAAACCUGAUCUUCAAGGUCUGCACUGAUUUUAUUGACCAUCGGAUCACAUCCUUGCAGCUAGAAGGAUGUUAAAAGCUAAUAAACAAGCAUUGCUUUGGUUGAUGCUAAGGUCUUUUUGACAGGUAAAUGAACUUUAUGGAUCUAACACCCAAAUGGGGCUGUUACCCCUAUUGUGUACACAAGACCAAAAGUUUAAGCAAAAAGGAUUUGCCCCUGAAAAUAAUUGCUUUUCUUACAUUAUUGAAAACAACAACAACAACAAUAACGACCCAGUAUAAUCCCACAAGUGGGGUCUGGGGAGGGUAAUAUAUACGCAGACCUUACCCCUACCCCGAAGGGUAGAGAGGCUGUUUCCAGGAAAAAACAAUUGCUUUUUCUAUAGUUAAUUUUCCACUUAAUACUUUACAGAUGUAGUUGCUACUGCAACUCAGCCUUCAUGAUUCAUGCUCUUACUUCUUACUGCGUAAGGGUAUUUACAAUGGCCGGAGCUAGCUGCUUGAUGAGGAAAUACUUGAAAGACAACACACCCGUGUGUGAUUGAUUAUGGUUAAUCUCGACAUCCUCAGAUCCAAGUUGAUUCUCUUCCAACUCAGAAAAUCAACUUAUCUGAGUGGUUAGCAGUUUGGGAAGCUAUCCGGAAAGAGGGAGAAAAUUCAUAUUUAUAUGUGCUUCAUGUGCAAGAGGUCGGGGAAGAUGUGAACCACUUACUAGUUCAUUUCAGGUCGUGCAUUUGUUUUGGAAUCUAGAACCUGUUUGGAGCCAAAUAGGCAAUGCUGAACACUGGCGAAAACUUGCUCUAUGCAUUCAGAAGGAAAAGGAGCAGAGGAUGACCAUGGGAAGUGGUUGUUUUGACACUCAUCUGAACAAUAAGGGAAGAAAUAAAUGGAGGAGAUUUUGAAGGAGUUUUCACUCCUUUGCACAUAUUUGAAUCUUUCAUAUUUUCUAUAAAUUGUUGGAGCAGUUAAUAGAAUCCUGAUUAGAAUAGACGAUAGGGUACACUUAGUAAGGAAUCAUAUUGUGUAUUUGUACAUCGCUUUUAUACGAGUUUCUCCCUUGACAUCAAUAAGACUUACGUUAUCCACCAAAAAAGAGGAAAAAAACUCAGGACAACUCAACUCCUGAUUGUGGCAGAUUCAAAUGCUAUGGAAUAAGCUUGCUUACAAUGA
This is a messenger RNA of Nicotiana tabacum (common tobacco), 3509 nucleotides long. NCBI's taxonomy places the organism in Eukaryota, Viridiplantae, Streptophyta, Magnoliopsida, Solanales, Solanaceae. The record is from RefSeq and is a predicted model, not a curated record.